AUGCUCUUCCGCACAGUGAUCAUGGCAAAUGCCGUCACUGCCGCCUUCUUCCGUCCCGCUGAAUGGGAGAAGCAGUCACAAGUCAUCAUGGCGUGGCCAUCUGCCGAAAACGAUGCCUACGAAGGCAAGUCAGACUUGGAUUCCGCAACAAGGGAUGUCUCAGCGAUAGCUGAGUCCGUCGCACUGUUCGAGCCUGUAACCCUCCUCGUCACCGAAGACCGUUACGAAGAAGCAGAAACUAGAUUCAAGAAUUCGUCUGGCAAAAUACACGUCAAAGCCAUUCAGGGCUAUCCCAAGCUCGACCUAUGGAUGCGCGACAUGGCACCUACUUUCGUUGUCAACGAUGACGACAAUGACGCCAAGUUGUAUGGCGUGGACUUCAAUUUCAACGGCUGGGGAAAUAAGUACCCGGUUGGGCAAUGCCUAUCCCUGGCUGCGAAGAUACUCUACGACAUGCACACUCCGGGAACUAAAUCAUCGCUUGUGACUGAGGGAGGUUCCCUCGAAGUUGACGGUGAAGGAACUCUGGUUAUCACCGAGAGUUCCAUCCUCAUUGAUAACCGUAAUCCGGGCAAGAGCCGUCAAGACGUUGAGGCCGAGCUGCGCCGCACUCUUGGCAUCGAAAAAUUUAUCUGGAUUCCAGGACGAAAAGGGCUAGAAGUUACAGAUGGCCAUAUCGAUGGCCUAGCCCGCUUCGUGUCACCUGGGCACGUUGUUCUCAGCAAACCUAGCAAGCUGGAUGAUAGUGUUUGGACCAAGAUCUACGACGAAGCCUACGACAUUCUCUACAAUGCUACUGAUGCCAAGGGGCGACAGCUUAAAAUCACGGAGAUAACGGAAGCAGAUAUGUACGCCGUCGGUAUGGAUCCCAAGAUCCUCAAAGAUAUUGAGUCGGGCGAGCAGGAUUCCCCAGCAUACAAUUACGUCAACUACUUGUUGGUUAAUGGUGGUGUUAUUUUUCCGCAGUUUGGUGAUAAGAAGGCGGAUGCGGCUGCCCUGAAGACUAUUCGUGGGUUGUACAAGGACCGAGAAGUUGAGCCUGUGUAUAUUGAGGAUUUGCCGUUCCUCGGUGGCGGAAUUCACUGUUCGACUCAGGAAGUUCCGGUUCCCAAAAAUUAG
Molecule: messenger RNA, 1119 nt
Organism: Pochonia chlamydosporia 170
Lineage: Eukaryota; Fungi; Ascomycota; Sordariomycetes; Hypocreales; Clavicipitaceae
Product: agmatine deiminase
Exons: 1
Coding region: 1-1119 (372 amino acids)
Biological process (GO): putrescine biosynthetic process
Molecular function (GO): agmatine deiminase activity; protein-arginine deiminase activity
Source: RefSeq, a predicted model, not a curated record